This is a messenger RNA of Saccharomyces paradoxus, 1017 nucleotides long. It is a transcript of the gene MYG1, whose product is annotated as Myg1p. NCBI's taxonomy places the organism in Eukaryota, Fungi, Ascomycota, Saccharomycetes, Saccharomycetales, Saccharomycetaceae. The record is from RefSeq and is a predicted model, not a curated record. Gene Ontology annotation, cellular component: cytoplasm; nucleus. Bases 1 to 1017 code for a protein of 338 amino acids. The transcript has a single exon.
AUGAAUAACGUGAAAAGAGUAAAGCUAAAUUCCAAGAUGGCCAAGCAAAUAUGCACACAUUCCGGAUCAUUUCACGCAGACGAGUCGUUGGCGGUAUACAUGCUAAGGCUGCUACCCGAAUUUAAAGAUGCUAAAUUGGUUAGAUCAAGAAACCCUCAGGACUGGGAUGCUAGUGACAUUCUAGUAGAUGUCGGUGCUCAAUAUGAUGGCGUAAAAUAUUUUGACCAUCACCAACGUGGAUUUUUCGAGACUUUCAAUGAGAAAUACAAGACUAAACUCUCAAGUGCUGGUCUGAUCUUUAAACACUACGGUCGCGACAUUAUCAAAACGAUUUUGAACAACAAACCUAGCAACUCUGAUUUGGAUCUACUGUAUGACAAGGUAUACAAACAAUUUGUCGAGGCACUGGAUGCAAACGACAACGGUAUCAGCAAGUACACGAUUCCUAAGGAUUCAGACUUGGAACCCAAUUUUAGGGAUAACGCCAUCAGCAUUCCCGGGAUCAUUUCAGGUAUGAAUCCUAACUGGAACGAGGACACCUCCGACGGCGCUUUCGACAAAUGCUUUGCUCGUGCAAGCGAGUUUAUCGGUGGAGUCUUUGUCACAUUGGUAAAAGGCUACGGUGAAUCGUGGUUGCCAGCCAAGGCCCUUGUAGCGCAAGCAAUUGAUGGAAGAUUGAAUGUUGAUAAGAGCGGCAAGAUUAUUGUCCUUCCCCAGUUCUGUCCAUGGAAGGAGCAUCUAUACGAGCUAGAAAGAGAGAAGAACAUCGAAAAGAAAAUCGAGUUUGUUCUCUUCACCGACUCUUCAGGUGCCUGGAGGGUGUCUACUGUGCCCAUCAACUCCACCUCCUUCCAGUUUAGAAGAGGUUUGCCGGAGCCACUAAGAGGUCUUAGAGACGAGGAGUUGAGCACCAAGAGCGGUGUGCCAGGAUGUAUCUUCAUCCAUGCGGCAGGUUUUAUCGGUGGUGCCAAGACCAAAGAGGCCGUAUACGAACUGGCUAAAAUGUCUUUGGCCUAG